Messenger RNA from Rhinolophus ferrumequinum (greater horseshoe bat), 441 nucleotides. Its product is annotated as trefoil factor 3. The coding region runs from base 13 to 255 and encodes 80 amino acids. Gene Ontology annotation, biological process: maintenance of gastrointestinal epithelium. The transcript has 3 exons. NCBI's taxonomy places the organism in Eukaryota, Metazoa, Chordata, Mammalia, Chiroptera, Rhinolophidae. The record is from RefSeq and is a predicted model, not a curated record.
GCGCCCGUCACCAUGGAGGCCAGACUGCCCUGGCUGCUGACAGUGGUCCUGGCCUUGGUGUUCUCCAGCUCGUCCGGGGAGUAUGUGGGCCUGUCGGAGAACCAGUGUGCCGUCCCGGCCAAGGACAGGGUGGACUGCGGCUAUCCCCAGGUCACCGCUGAGCAGUGCAAUAGCAGGGGCUGCUGCUUCGACUCCAGCAUCCCCGGGGUACCCUGGUGCUUCAAGCCACUGGAGAAGUCAGAAUGUACAUUUUGAAGCCACGCCCACUGCCCCUGGACACCCUGGGAGGUGAACGUCCACAUCCAGGCACUCUGCCCGCUCAUCUCUGCCUUUCUAUCACCCUGCUCCUGGCAAGGCUUCAUCUGAAAGUUGAUGUCUGGGGCCUGAUGUCUUAAAGAAUAAAGAUCCAUGCUCAGCACAAGGCCAGGUGUUCAUUCCUGA